UGCAAUCCCCCUGCCUUCCUCUCCUUUCUCCCGAUCAAUGCAUAUUUGCAAAAGGAUUAAGCCACAGAUUUAAGCGCCGGGAGCCCAUUUCUGCCUUGCAAAGGAGACCGGACUGAAAAACCAAAAGCCAGCUCUGAUUUCUUUUCGUCAAGUGGGAAGGAUCUGAAGCCAGCUUGAAGGAUAAAAAGCCUUGGUGCUGCCCAGGAGCCGAGCCGAGGAGCAGAAGAGGAAGAGCCGGGGGCUGCCGUUGCCUUUGGAGAUGGACGAGCAGCCCAGGCUGAUGCAUUCCCACGCUGGGGUCGGGAUGGCCGGACACCCCGGCCUGUCCCAGCACUUGCAGGAUGGGGCCGGAGGGACCGAGGGGGAGGGCGGGAGGAAGCAGGACAUUGGAGACAUUUUACAGCAAAUUAUGACCAUCACAGACCAGAGUUUGGAUGAGGCGCAGGCCAGAAAACAUGCUUUAAACUGCCACAGAAUGAAGCCAGCCCUGUUUAAUGUGUUGUGUGAAAUCAAAGAAAAAACAGUGUUGAGUAUCCGGGGAGCCCAGGAGGAGGAGCCGACAGACCCCCAGCUGAUGCGACUGGACAACAUGCUGCUGGCCGAGGGGGUGGCGGGCCCCGAGAAGGGUGGAGGCUCGGCGGCAGCGGCGGCCGCGGCGGCGGCCUCGGGAGGCGCGGGCUCCGACAACUCCGUGGAGCACUCCGAUUACAGGGCCAAGCUGUCCCAGAUCAGACAGAUCUACCACACGGAGCUGGAGAAGUACGAGCAGGCGUGUAACGAGUUCACCACCCACGUGAUGAACCUGCUGCGGGAGCAGAGCCGGACCAGGCCCAUCUCCCCCAAGGAGAUCGAGCGCAUGGUCAGCAUCAUCCACCGCAAAUUCAGCUCCAUCCAGAUGCAGCUCAAGCAGAGCACGUGUGAAGCCGUCAUGAUCCUGCGCUCCCGGUUUCUGGACGCGCGGCGGAAGAGACGGAAUUUCAACAAGCAAGCAACGGAAAUCCUGAAUGAAUAUUUCUAUUCCCAUCUCAGCAACCCUUACCCCAGUGAGGAAGCCAAAGAGGAGUUAGCCAAGAAGUGUGGCAUCACAGUGUCCCAGGUAUCAAACUGGUUUGGAAAUAAGCGAAUCCGGUACAAGAAGAACAUAGGUAAAUUUCAAGAGGAAGCCAAUAUUUAUGCUGCCAAAACGGCUGUCACUGCUACCAAUGUGUCAGCCCACGGAAGCCAAGCUAACUCACCCUCGACUCCUAACUCAGCUGGUUCUUCCAGUUCUUUUAACAUGUCAAACUCUGGAGAUUUGUUCAUGGGCGUGCAGUCACUCAAUGGGGACUCUUACCAAGGGGCCCAGGUUGGAGCCAACGUGCAGUCACAGGUGGAUACCCUUCGCCAUGUUAUCAGCCAGACAGGAGGAUACAGUGACGGACUCGCAGCCAGCCAGAUGUACAGUCCGCAGGGCAUCAGUGCUAAUGGAGGUUGGCAGGAUGCCACUACCCCUUCAUCAGUGACCUCCCCUACAGAAGGCCCUGGCAGUGUUCACUCUGAUACCUCCAACUGAUCUCCCAGCAAUCGCAUCCCGGCUGACCCUGUGCCCCAGUCGGGACAGGGCUAGGAGGGAGGGUUUCUCUCCCAACGCUGAAGCGGUCAGACUGGAGGUCGAAGCAAUCAGCAAACACAAUAAGAGUCUCCUUCUCUUCUCUUCUUUGGGAUGCUAUUUCAGCCAAUCUGGACACUUCUUUAUACUCUCUUCCCUUUUUUUUCUGGGUAGAAGCCACCCUUCCCUGCCUCCAGCUAUCAGCCUGGUGUCCGCCAUCUUUCCCGCUCCCUCCCUCUGUCCUAGAUGCCCUGGGUCCCUGCCCUCUAUCACAUCACGGAAGGAUAUUUUCAACAAUUAGAGGAAUCUAAAGAGGAAAGACAAUACAAAGAAAAUAAUAAACGUGUUUGUAUGUUUUCAUG
Molecule: messenger RNA, 1950 nt
Organism: Suricata suricatta (meerkat)
Lineage: Eukaryota; Metazoa; Chordata; Mammalia; Carnivora; Herpestidae
Gene: PBX1
Product: PBX homeobox 1
Exons: 10
Coding region: 260-1552 (430 amino acids)
Biological process (GO): regulation of transcription by RNA polymerase II; neuron development; eye development
Cellular component (GO): nucleus
Molecular function (GO): RNA polymerase II cis-regulatory region sequence-specific DNA binding; DNA-binding transcription factor activity, RNA polymerase II-specific
Source: RefSeq, a predicted model, not a curated record